UGUCGGGUGCUGUGUGUCCGGCUGGUUCUAUCGCAGGGGCCAGGCUGCAUUUUUUUUUUGAAAGCAGAUUAAAGAUCAAGACAGGAAGGGCCACGCUCAGGGAAACAGGAAAACUGAUGCAAGGAAGUGGACUGCGUCACCAGCCUGCCCACCACAGUCCCAGCUAAAAGUAGAACCGAGACCCCGGCGCAAGAAUGGAGUCUUUGCUCAAGUCACUGAUGAAACUCCUACUUUUGACAGCAUGGCUCUCCAGUCUGAUGGAUCCGUGCAGCCUCUCCAACAUUUGCGAAAAUUGUCACCCAAAUGCAACAUGCCAGGCCCUGAACGGAUCAAACGCCUGCUUUUGCCGCCACGGAUAUACUGGAGAUGGAAAAAGAUUUUGCAACGAUGACAACGAGUGCCAGAACGUGACUGCUAUCUGCGGGAACAGGGCGAGCUGCACCAACACAGUGGGCAGCUACUACUGUACGUGUAUCUCUGGAUACACAUCAACAGGAGCGGCCGAGUUCCAGCUCAACGAUGGCACCGGAUGCGUCGAUAUUGAUGAAUGCAGGUCAGGACAGCGGUGUGGACCAAACUCACAGUGCCAUAAUACGAAUGGAUCUUUCUAUUGCACCUGUCAGCGUGAUUACAUCCAGACUUCAGGCACUAAGCACUUUCAUCCAGAGAGAGGUGUAAGAUGUAAAGAGCAUCCCCAAAGAUACUGCCAUGACAACACCGGGUGCAUCACACAGAUCGUCAACAAAACACUUGAAUAUAUGAGCAACCUCACGGAGCCCCAGAGUCUGCUGAGCGAAAUUGCCAAACAGACGUCGGGCGAACUCACCUCGGUGGAAGUGAUUGCGUACGUUGAGGCCCUGUGUCGAUCCGCAUCAACGCUGGCUGCCGAAGAAAAGGAUUACGCUGUCAAACCGUCCGUCGUCAACUCCACUCUUACCAAACUAGUGAAAGCAGUAAACAACUUGGUUGAGAAGGAUGAGCUGGUGGCUUGGAGCCGGAUGAAAGAGGAUCGUCGGGAACACACCAUCACCAAGCUGCUGCAUACUGUAGAAGAAAGUGCUCUGACUCUGGCUAACAACUACAGAACUCCAGCUGAGCUUGAAAUCAAAGCAUCAGAAAUGGAACUCAAAGUCUUUACCUUCGAUGUUCGUCACAUAAAAGCCACACUGUCUGCGUCGAUGGGGGGAGAUCAAAUAAGUCUAACUCCCAGACUGAGACCAGAGGGGGACAGGAAUGGAAGCGUGUCGGUGGUGUUUGUGCGAUAUGACAGCAUCGGUGACAUCCUGAAGCCGAGCAGCGACCCGGGUGUCACCGACUACUCUCGCCGCGCGGAGGCCGGGGAAAUCACUGUCAACUCCCAAGUCAUCGCGGCCGCCGUCAAACCUGCUGACGUUUACCAACUUGACCAUGUCACCUUCACUCUGAAACACAACCAGCCCGUAGACACCGCGGCGGAUGGCACCACGUGUGCCUUCUGGGAGUACGAGCCGGGCAGCUUUCGGGGCCACUGGGCCACUCAUGGCUGCAAGACGGUCCACGUCAGCAGCAACGCAACCACCUGCUCCUGCAGUCACCUCACACACUUUGCCAUCCUCAUGUCCUCCGGGCGAGCCAAUCUGGUGGCCCACUCCACCACCCUGACCCGGAUCACCCAGCUGGGGAUGAUCAUCUCCCUCAUCUGUCUGUCCAUGUGCAUCUUCACCUUCUGGUUCUUCAGUGAGAUCCAGAGCACCAGAACCACCAUCCACAAGAACCUGUGCUGCAGCCUCUUCAUGGCCGAGUUCAUCUUCCUGGUGGGGAUCAACAUGAACACUCACAAGCUUUUCUGCUCUGUUAUUGCAGGGCUGCUGCACUAUUUCUUCCUUGCAGCCUUUUCCUGGAUGUGCAUAGAGGGCAUCCAUCUGUACCUGCUCGUGGUUGGCGUCAUCUACAACAAAGGCUUCCUGCACCGCAACUUUUACAUCUUCGGCUACGGGAGCCCCGCGGUGGUGGUGGCCAUCUCUGCAACCCUCGGCUCCAAGUACUAUGGCACUGAUAAAGUGUGUUGGCUGAGCACAGAAAACCACUUCAUAUGGAGUUUCAUUGGGCCGGCGUGUUUGAUCAUUCUGGUUAAUCUCCUGGCUUUUGGAGUAAUCAUCUACAAAGUGUACCGGCACACCGCUGUGAAGAGGCCAGAAAUCAGCCACUACGAAAAUAUCAGGUCCUGUGCCCGAGGCGCCUUCGCGCUGCUCUUUGUGCUGGGAGCCACCUGGACUUUGGGAGUGCUGCACAUCCUCCAUGAGACCGCCCUCACUGCCUACCUGUUCACCCUCGCAAACGCCUUCCAGGGCAUGUUCAUAUUCAUCUUCCUCUGCGUCCUGUCCAGAAAGAUUCAGGAGGAGUACUACAGACUUUUCAAAAACGUGCCGUGUUGUUUUGAAUGCCUGAGAUGAGACCGAUCACCAAUAAAGCCUGAUAGCUCGCACAUGUACAAUAAUAGUCGACACUGCAGCUUUCAGUUAAAAUAAUAUGGGUGGAAUUUAGAACAGAUGUCUAACAAAUGAGAAUGCGCAUCGCUUAUGGUUUGUAAACAUAACCUUACUGCACUAUGCAUCAUGUUUGUUUCACACACCAUGGAAAUAUCCGUCUGUAUCAACAUUUUGAUAUAUUCCAAAGGCAAACAUGUUUUCCAGUUUAACUUAAUCACUCUGUUGUCUCUUCCCGGUGUUUGAAAUUGAUUUGUUAAUUAUUUAAAAAUCAAGCGUGGCAAAUUAAAAACAUCCCUUAUGCUCACUUUUAUGUGCAACAUGAAUGGAGUUGUUCGACGCAUUCUUAUAAAGAUCACACAGUGUGCAGUACAUUUGAGUUGAAUUGUCAGGAUUGUCGUUAGGAAGGUGGACGGCACCAUCUAGUGGACAUAAUGAGAAGCCAUAUAUGACACACAAAGAGCUGGCAGCACUGGUUACUGUACCCACAUGCGUUCUCUGCUCUAGCUCCUCUUUGUGUAUCUGUUCCUGUUUUGUAGCAUGUUGGUCCAUAGGACUUGUGUUGUAGCCCUUUAAGGACUUGUGAUACUGGGCUGUUCAGAAAUAAAUGUUUAUGGUUGAUGCUUUA
Messenger RNA from Pungitius pungitius (ninespine stickleback), 3093 nucleotides. RefSeq names its product adhesion G protein-coupled receptor L4 (gene adgrl4). The transcript has 16 exons. The record is from RefSeq and is a predicted model, not a curated record. Gene Ontology annotation, biological process: adenylate cyclase-activating G protein-coupled receptor signaling pathway; cell surface receptor signaling pathway. Gene Ontology annotation, cellular component: plasma membrane. Gene Ontology annotation, molecular function: calcium ion binding; G protein-coupled receptor activity. Bases 195 to 2432 code for a protein of 745 amino acids. NCBI's taxonomy places the organism in Eukaryota, Metazoa, Chordata, Actinopteri, Perciformes, Gasterosteidae.